Molecule: messenger RNA, 563 nt
Organism: Scatophagus argus
Lineage: Eukaryota; Metazoa; Chordata; Actinopteri; Scatophagidae
Product: melanocortin-2 receptor accessory protein-like
Exons: 3
Coding region: 134-385 (83 amino acids)
Biological process (GO): regulation of adenylate cyclase-activating G protein-coupled receptor signaling pathway; protein localization to plasma membrane
Cellular component (GO): plasma membrane; endoplasmic reticulum
Molecular function (GO): type 4 melanocortin receptor binding; corticotropin hormone receptor binding; type 1 melanocortin receptor binding
Source: RefSeq, a predicted model, not a curated record
UCAACUCUCUACAUCUGUUAGAAACGGCGGCGAUUUUGUUUAUUUGUUCUUUUUAACAUGGUUAAAUAGCUGUAUUUUUUUCUCUACCAUCUUUUUGAAUGAGACAGAAGUAUUUCUCUCCCAAAACGAGCUGAUGGCUGUCAUGGAGAACUCAACCAGUGCCGUCCCUUACGAAUGGGAAUACUAUUACGAUUAUGUUGACGUGAUGGUAGAUGAGAGCAAGCUGAAAUACAAUAAAUACUCGAUUGUCAUCAUAUUCUGGAUCACUCUGGCUGCUUUUGUGGGAUUUCUCUUCCUCAGUUUGAAUCUGAUGUCUCUCAGUGGGAGCUUCCCGAGACUUGGCUCUGGUCACCAGACUCACAUGAGACAGGAAGAGCUCUGCUGAUGUGGCGCCACUCCACAACUCAGUGAUGUACAGCGACAGCAGAAACAGUCCUGCUUCUGGAAAGAAGAAAACAUGACGUUUAAUUUACUGACACGACAUCUUCCUGAAGGACGCACUCAGAGAAUUACUGUCUGGCUUUCCACAUACUUGCAGAGGAAAAAUAAACAUGGAUCUACUC